This is a messenger RNA of Micropterus dolomieu (smallmouth bass), 2713 nucleotides long. RefSeq names its product matrilin-2-like. Gene Ontology annotation, molecular function: calcium ion binding. NCBI's taxonomy places the organism in Eukaryota, Metazoa, Chordata, Actinopteri, Centrarchiformes, Centrarchidae. The transcript has 14 exons. The coding region runs from base 208 to 2481 and encodes 757 amino acids. The record is from RefSeq and is a predicted model, not a curated record.
CGCAUGUUUACAGUCUGGAGCACCUAGAUUGACUGCGUCUUCCUGAGUCUUCCUCUCUUGGCAGUUGCGUUUUAUUGAGAAGGAGCUGAGGAAUUGUUGGUUCUGAUAACAGGGCUUCUACUUUCUUCAUUGUGAGAGUAUACUUCUCUACUCUUAUUGUGCCUCUCUGUAAAGGCCUAAAGGCUGCAGCUGUCACCUCUUGUCAGAAUGAGGUCCCUGGCCCUCAGCCUCUUCUGCCUGUUGUGCUGUAAUGCAGUUCGACUGGACAGACGGCGUCCCAGACCCAUUACAGCCAGAGGGCAAAAUGAGACUAUUGCCCAAACCACAGCAGUGGAGAAUCCUUGCAAACCCAUCCCGCUGGAUUUCGUCUUUGUCAUCGACAGCUCCCGAAGCAUCCGCACGAAUGACUAUGAAAAGGUGAAGACCUUCAUCAUCAACCUGCUUCAGUUCCUUGAGAUCGGCUCUGAUGCCACUCGGGUUGGUCUGCUGCAGUAUGGCAGCGUGGUCCAGCCAGAGUUCUCCCUCAGCACCUACACCACCAAGGCAGAGGUGGAGCAGGCGGUGAGGAACAUGCAGCACCUUGCCACAGGAACAAUGACCGGUCUGGCCAUCCAGUACACAAUGGAGACAGCCCUCACUGAGGAAGAGGGUGCACGACCAGCAAACCUGCACAUCCCACGAAUCGCUAUGAUUGUGACUGAUGGGCGGCCUCAGGACACGGUGGAGAAGAUUGCAGCCCAGGCGAGGGAGGCCGGCAUCCAGAUCUUUGCUAUCGGAGUGGGCAGGGUGGAUAUGAACACUCUGAAGGCCAUAGGGAGUGAGCCACACUCUGAGCAUGUGCACCUGGUGGCCAACUUUAGCCAGAUAGAAACCCUCAUCUCUGUGUUCCAGUCCAAACUGUGUGGAGGUUCGGAGAUGUGUGAGGUGGUGGACCAUCAGUGCCAGCACAUCUGUGUGAGCAGCCCUGCAUCAUACAGGUGCAAGUGCAGGAACGGCUUCAUCCUCAACCCCGAUGGCAAGACAUGUAAAGCUGAGGAUAUGUGUGCUGUCGUGGAUCAUGGUUGUAAACACAUCUGUGCCAACAUACCUGAUGGCUAUGAGUGCCGCUGCCGUCCAGGAUAUCAACUCAACAUAGACCUGAAGACAUGCAACAAAAUAGACUACUGUGACCUGGGGAACCAUGGCUGUGAGCACGACUGUGUCAGCGUUCCAGAGUCCUACUUUUGCAGGUGUAAGAAGGGCUACGUCCUCAAUCAGGAUGGCAAGACUUGCAGCAAGAUUGAUCACUGUGCUGAUGGCACUCCUGGGUGUGAACAGGAGUUCAUGAAUACAGAAGAUGCCUGUGUGUGUAAAUGCAGGAAAGGCUACACGCUCAGACCUGAUGGGAAAACAUGCAAGAAGAUAGACCAUUGCGCUGAUGGAAAACACGGCUGUGAACAGGAGUUUAUGAAUACAGAAGCUUCAUGUGUAUGUAAAUGCAGAAAUGGAUUCACACUCCGACCUGAUGGAAAAACAUGUCAAAAGAUAGACCAUUGCGCUGAUGGAAAACACGGCUGUGAACAGGAGUUUAUGAAUACAGAAGCUUCAUGUGUAUGUAAAUGCAGAAAUGGAUUCACACUCCGACCUGAUGGAAAAACAUGUCAAAGUCUGGAUCUGUGUCAGACAGUGGACCAUGGCUGCGAACACCAGUGUGUCAGCACCACUGACGCCUACAUCUGCAGAUGUUUUGAAGGAUUUAUGUUGGCUGAAGAUGGGAAGAGCUGUAAAAAGCCCGAGUGUGGCGAUGGAGUCAUGGAUCUGGUUUUUGUAAUCGAUGGCUCUAAGAGUCUGGGCCCUGCCAACUUUGAGCUGGUCAAGCGAUUUGUAAAGGGCAUUGUGGACUCGCUGGACAUUUCCAGAACAGGCACACAUGUUGGCCUUCUUCAGUACUCCACCAAGGUCCGCACAGAGUUCACCCUGGGCCAGUACACCACAGCGCAAGGCAUCAAACAGGCUGUGUCCCGGAUGCAGUACAUGGGGAGAGGCUCCAUGACUGGCUCAGCCUUACGUCACAUGUUUGAGUUUAGCUUUUCAGCUAAAGAAGGAGCAAGGCAGAACAUCCCACAUAUCGGCAUUGUGUUUACUGAUGGGAGAUCACAGGAUGAUGUGUCCGAAUGGGCUACUAAAGCAAAGAAAUCUGGGGUCACAAUAUAUGCCUUGGGUGUUGGCAAAGCCAUUGAACAGGAGCUGAGAGAAAUAGCUUCAGAGCCUGAUGAGAAGCACCUUUUUUACGCUGAAGAUUUGGAGAACAUGGGGGAAAUUACAAAAAAGCUCAAGUCCAGGAUAUGUAAAAACAAACCAUCUGAUGAAGACAUGUGCCAGUGUGGGAACGUGAUAAUGUUUCAAAGCCAGGUCACUGAGAAGCUGAAAAACCUGUUAGAGAAUAUUGAAGCCAUGUCAAAGAAGCUGGAGACACUCGAGAAUCAACACGUGCGCAAAUGAAAGGCUUGAUGAGAGACUCGAGCAUCCAUCCUCUGACCUGCAGUGUAGCAUCAGCAGGAAACCUCUGAUCCUGCUCAGCAAGCUGCACUAAAACAUAUGCAAAUGAAAUGCUUUCUACUGCUAUUUAAACACUUUGUAUACAACAAACUUUUGUCUGUAAUGUUCUUUUUUUAUGUAAUGCAAAAUCAACUCUUUGCACAGUAAACUGACAAAUAAACAUUUUACACAUUUA